UCCGAUUGGAUAAUUGAAUUUCCAAUGGCUGCUACUGCUGUGCGACAGAUAGAGAAACCGAAAAAUGAGUGAAACGUGAUAUUUUUAUUUAAUCUUCUUCCUUCUGUCCUUGUGAAUAAAACGUCAAGAAUAAAUGUAAGAGUGUGAAUAAAAGGAACCUGAAGAAAAAGCGGUCUCGCGGUUGUCGUGGUUAUAAUGAUCGAAGUCGAUCUCACUCAUGAGGUAUAAUCUAUUAUCGUGAACGUACCGAAUGUUUACGCUUCCCUGUUCUUUGAUAAUUAUGCACAGAGGUUUAUGAAUCAAAAGUGAAUACAUUUGUUCGUAACAUGUCCGAAAACAGGCUUAACAUGGAUAUCGAUAACCAAAGCGAAGAUGGAGAGAUAAAGAAAAGUCCUUCAAAAGACAUGGAUGACUUUAGUUUUUCAGAGGAGGAUGGAGGAGAUACAGCAGAUUCUUUGGAUAUAAAACCGCCACAGGCUAUCGUAAGGCAUCACAAAUCUAACUCCUCUAGAAGAAGAGAUAAGCACGGGGAUAGGAGGGAUCGUAGGGAAGAGAAAGAACGAAAGUCUAGGCAUCACGAUCGCGGGGAGGAUAGACAUAGAGAUAAACAUAGACAUCGUAGACACGGCGUAGAUUUGUUAGAAAGAUCGGAACGUUCGGAGGGAUCCAAAAGGGAUAGAGAACGAUUAGAGAGACUCGAGAGAUUAGAGAGUCAUAGGGAGAGGGAAUCGAGGCAUGAUAGGAAAGAGAGGAGUACAGGUGAUCGAGUUUUAGAGGAUUUAAGAGAAAGGUGUCUGAUUUACAGGUUGCUCGACAAGAGAAGAGAGAGGCGGGAAGAUUCUAGGGACAUUAGGGAUUACAAGGGGGAUACUCGACGCGACAUUCGUAUAGACGAUUCCCGGGAAUUGCAUUCUCGUGAACGCAGAGAGAUACGAAUAGAGGACGUAAGGGAGCGCCGUGAUAUUCGCACUAUCACGGAUGACGUUCGGGAACGUCGUGAAAUUCGCAUGGAGGAGCACAGGCACAUGAGAGUGAUAGAGGAGCAGUAUUCCGAAAAUGAACUUUUGGAACGGACCGAGAGAAGCGAGAAGCGACACAAGAGAUCCCACAAACACGAUCGACUUCGCGACAGGGACAGGGAAAAGGUAGAAAGGGAGAAGGAGCACAGGGAGAAGCAGUUGCGCGAAGCGAUGGAAAUCGUCUCCGAAGAACCCGAUGAAAUGGAGAUGAAUGAAAUCCCGAUACCGCCCAAGGAUCCCAAAGAAAUGACCGAGCAAGAGCUCAGGAAGGAAAGACUGUUGGAAGCCGACAGGGAAAUGGCUAGAAGAAAAGAGGUCUCUAGAAUGGAAUUGGAAGCGCGACGAAUGAAAAGGGGGGAGAAACGACCUUUGAGUCCCGAUAAUAAUCAAGAUCCCUCCGUUGUCGAAUUGUCGGAUGAAAGUCCAAGUCCAGUUCAUUCGGAUGAAGUUCGUUCCAAGUCGGUGGAGUCCAGGCACUCGUCCGACGGGCAAAGGAGUAUUCGCGAACGGUCAUCGGAGAGACAUUCUUCCGAUUCGUCCGAAUCGAGUAGCGAAGACGACGACGAGUCCAACGACUCGAAUAAAGGUUCGAACGCCGAUUCGAAUGACGGUUCCGAUUACAAUAAUCCGAGUCCUCUGUCCGUUGACCGGCUAGCCAAGUCCGAUCAUUCCGACGGAGAAUCACCUGGACACGUGGACUCUAACGGCGCGUCGAAAACCGUCGAGGAAGAGGAGAAAAAGGAGGAAGAGCCCGAAUUACCUCCCUAUUUGCCAGCGAUUCAAGGUUGCAGAAGCGUCGAGGAAUUCCAAUGUCUGAACCGAAUCGAGGAGGGUACAUACGGCGUGGUGUACAGAGCUCGCGACAAACGCACGGACGAGAUCGUUGCUCUGAAGCGUUUGAAGAUGGAGAAAGAGAAAGAAGGGUUCCCAAUCACCAGUCUCAGGGAGAUAAAUACUCUGUUGAAAGCACAGCAUCCGAAUAUCGUGACUGUCCGAGAAAUAGUCGUCGGUAGUAACAUGGAUAAAAUAUUCAUAGUGAUGGAUUAUGUGGAGCACGAUUUAAAGUCGCUAAUGGAAACAAUGAAACAGAAGAAGCAGGUGUUCAUACCAGGAGAAGUCAAGUGCCUUAUGCAGCAAUUGUUGAGAGCAGUCGCGCACUUGCACGACAAUUGGAUACUUCAUCGAGACUUGAAAACAUCGAAUUUGCUGUUGAGUCAUCGAGGCAUCUUGAAGGUUGGUGAUUUUGGUUUAGCCCGAGAGUACGGUUCACCGUUGAGACAAUAUACUCCGAUCGUCGUAACGCUUUGGUACAGAGCUCCCGAAUUGCUUCUGAGCGGAAAGGAAUACAGUACACCCGUCGACAUGUGGUCUGUGGGAUGUAUCUUCGCGGAAUUACUAAGAAUGGAAGCGCUGUUUCCAGGCAAAUCCGAGAUCGACCAGUUAAACAGAAUAUUCAAAGAACUGGGUACGCCGAACGAUCGAAUAUGGCCAGGGUACAGUAAGCUGCCGAUGGUGCAGAAGAUCCCGUUUGCUCAUUACCCUGUAAACAACUUGAGGCAGCGUUUUAGUUUGUCACUGUCCGACUUGGGCAUUGAAUUGUUGAACAAGUUUCUCACGUACGACCCUCAGCAACGAAUAACGGCGGAAGAUGCGCUGAAGCAUGGCUACUUCACGGAAGCUCCUUUGCCGAUCGAUCCGCAAAUGUUCCCAACGUGGCCGGCAAAGUCCGAGCUUGGAGUUAGGACGGCGAAUGCUUCCCCCAAGCCACCGAGCGGUGGCAAAGAGUACAAACAAUUGGGCGACGGCGACGAAGCCGAUUUAAGUAAUUCCGGUUUCCACAUGGGUCUCAUGGAAGGUGGAAGACAACCACCCGUUGGCGGUGGUUUCCACUUGAAGUUUUAGUUCUCCGCAAGUUCUAUCAGUGAAACAAAACACUAUCUUCUUUUUUACGGCGAAUAAACUUUGUACGGCGACGCAUCUGACGACGCAUUUAUAUAUAUAUAUAUAUAACGUUUUGGUUAUAACAUGCGUUAAAGAUGAAAUAUAAGGAAUUAAAAGGUCUCAUACAUUCUACGGAGAAAGUGUAUGACAAUUUUAUAGAAAAUU
This is a messenger RNA of Nomia melanderi (Alkali bee), 3125 nucleotides long. It is a transcript of the gene Pitslre, whose product is annotated as cyclin dependent kinase 11B pitslre. Gene Ontology annotation, molecular function: ATP binding; protein serine/threonine kinase activity. NCBI's taxonomy places the organism in Eukaryota, Metazoa, Arthropoda, Insecta, Hymenoptera, Halictidae. Gene Ontology annotation, cellular component: nucleus. Gene Ontology annotation, biological process: protein phosphorylation; regulation of mitotic cell cycle. The record is from RefSeq and is a predicted model, not a curated record.